This is a messenger RNA of Opisthorchis viverrini, 1413 nucleotides long. RefSeq lists its product as hypothetical. Gene Ontology annotation, molecular function: phosphatidylserine decarboxylase activity. Gene Ontology annotation, biological process: phosphatidylethanolamine biosynthetic process. Bases 265 to 1236 code for a protein of 323 amino acids. The transcript is spliced from 5 exons. Lineage: Eukaryota; Metazoa; Platyhelminthes; Trematoda; Opisthorchiida; Opisthorchiidae. The record is from RefSeq and is a predicted model, not a curated record. Gene Ontology annotation, cellular component: mitochondrion.
CAAUCAACGGCCACCCAAAGUACUCAUUUCCUCAACACCAUUAUUAUCUGCAGCCCAGAAUCUCAAGAUUACUGCUUUACUGUGUGACUACCUGGAUCCCCAGGACACGGCUAACUAUUCAUCCUUCUUGGCGAUAUGUCACACUGUUGGAACUUCCUAAAGCUGGCCGCAAGAAGGGUGCAUGGAAUACGUACAGUUACUAUUUAUUUGGAAUGAUAUCCUUUAGCUGCCACUCGCUCACGUGCACUACGAUAUCGGCCGUUUAUGGGUACGUCGGUGAUUGUAGGAACUUACUUGGGUUACCUACUACUGACUGACAAGGAGCAACCACCAGAACACUAUCCGAACACGAUCAAUGCUACCAUAGUACGCCGACUUCCCCUGAAUGCUACCAGUCGGUUAAUGUGCUGGGUUGCCGAGUGCAGGAUUCCUGUUCCUCUUCGGUCAUUAGUCUACAAAACCUAUUCCACCAUUUAUGCCUGCAAUCUGGACGAGCUGAAGGACCGUGAUUUGUCAAGCUAUCCUUCUUUAUCCGACUUUUUUACUCGAGCGGUGAAUGAAGCCUAUCGCCCGGUGGAUCAGGAAGCAAAUUUGGUUAGUCCUGCUGACGGACAGGUCUUACGCUUCGGUACUUUUGAUCCGACUCACGACGUCCUUGAACAGAUCAAGGGCGUGAAUUACUCCCUCAAAGAAUUUCUCGGUACACCACCCUCGACUACCAGACAAAAGGAUCGACAGUUGUACCAAUGUGUAAUAUACCUCGGCCCCGGUGAUUGCCACCGGUUUCUUAGUCCCACAGACUGGACUGUGUCUACAAGGCGUCACUUUCCAGGCAAGCUCCUGCCCGUCAAUCCGUCUGUGGCUUCUCGGCUUCCUGGACUUUUCCCUCUCAACGAACGUGUCGUAUAUGUGGGCAGCUGGGCCUACGGAUAUAUGUCGUUGUCCGCCGUUGGUGCUGUCGGAGUCGGUGGGAUUCGUAUUCCUUGGGAUCCGUCUCUGACUACCAACAACAAGUUCCACUGCAAUAUUCGGAAUCGUCGUGCUGGAUCAGAAAUCAGUCCGUUUAUUGAACUGAACCUUUCCGAAGCAUCCACUGUCCGAAUUAAGGGUAGUGAAUUUGGAGAGUUUCGACUCGGGUCAACUAUUGUACUUGUGUUUGAAGCCCCCACAAACGCUACUUGGUGUGUCACCCCUGGUGUUCGUGUUCGAAUGGGCGAGGCACUUUUACGGACAUAAUCUGGAACUUUUUAACUAUUCGUUUUUUUUUUCCAGAUAAUCGUGCGUGCUUUCCACCAGUGACCGCAUGACUUUUUGUGGCUGUAUCUAAAUCGUUUCUAAAAUCACUUAUGCGCCUUACUUUCUAUAGUAUUCAAGUAAGCUGAAUCCAUCAAUGUUUUUGCUUUUUCCUGUUUU